Messenger RNA from Schizophyllum commune H4-8, 693 nucleotides. RefSeq lists its product as uncharacterized. The transcript is spliced from 2 exons. Bases 1 to 693 code for a protein of 230 amino acids. Gene Ontology annotation, cellular component: transcription factor TFIIH holo complex. The record is from RefSeq and is a predicted model, not a curated record. NCBI's taxonomy places the organism in Eukaryota, Fungi, Basidiomycota, Agaricomycetes, Agaricales, Schizophyllaceae.
AUGGCCGCUGUAGAAUCGGCAACGCCACCAAUGAGCUCGCCUACCACAGCUGAUUCGAAGGUCGCAACUACUUCUUUGCGGCCACUGAGUACCAGGCAAGAGCGGCGCCUGAUGGCUUAUCUGGACGAGCGCUUACUGAACCUCAUGCGAAAUUAUAAGAAGCGCGCAGAGGACUCAACGAGCAUCCCUACCCUCCAAGCGUAUCUUCGCGAGUCUCGCCAAAUAUUGUCUCUAAUCCUCCAAAUUCCACCCGUUCAACCUUCUGCUUCCCUCCGCACUGCCUACCUCUUGCACCUCACCAACGACGCGCUCUCUGCCGUCCCAGGAUACCCUGCUACUCUCGAAUCUCUACCCGACCUUCUCACUUGGCUCGACGAACUCGACCGCGCGUGGCAGGUCGUGCUUGCUGGUCAAAUAUGGCAACCACAGGAGCGCAUUGGUGUCGACCCGCCAGAGGGUAGCGCUGUGCAGACGCGCAACCUCAUCACGCAGACUGACCGCACGCGGCUGAAGAGCAUGCUCAUCAGCGGCUCAGCGGUUAUCGAGGAUUGGGUGGGCGAAAUUGUGGCGCAGGACGAUGUCGAUGCGGAGGACAUCGAAAGCAUGCUGCAAAGACUGGGCAUAGCGGAAGGAUCCGUUAGGAUAUUUCCUGGUACACUGGACGAGCUCGAGAGGAUGAGUGGGCUUGGUUGA